Molecule: messenger RNA, 1020 nt
Organism: Hemisphaericaspora subhashii
Lineage: Eukaryota; Fungi; Ascomycota; Pichiomycetes; Serinales; Debaryomycetaceae
Exons: 1
Coding region: 1-1020 (339 amino acids)
Source: RefSeq, a predicted model, not a curated record
AUGAGUGUCCGUUCUGCUACCCAUUCCGGCUCUUGGUAUUCUAGUAGUUCUACCAAGUUACGUGGCCAAUUAGAUGCAUUUUUUGAAAAGGCAAAACAUUUAAAGACUCCGUUAUCGGGACCAGAUGCAAGUAAAGGUAUAUCUGGAACAAGAGUACUUAUUGGUCCACAUGCUGGAUAUGCUUAUUCUGGUGAACGCUUAGCAGAAACAUUUAAUGCAUGGGAUGUUUCGAAAGUGAAGCGUGUUUUCUUAUUAGGUCCAUCUCAUCAUGUUUAUUUCAGAGGCUAUGCCUUAUUAUCACCAUUUGAUUAUUAUGAAACACCAUUUGGAAAUAUUCCAGUUGAUACCGAUACGAUCGAAAAGUUGGUUAAAUUGAAAUCCAAACAUUCAAGCACCGAUCGUAUAUUUAAGUAUAUGAGUGAAGAUAUCGAUGAAGAUGAACAUUCAUUUGAAAUGCAUGCCCCUUUUAUUUAUUAUAAGGGACAAGAAGCAGUACAUGGCAUGCCAAAAAUAAUACCAAUUUUAAUAAGUGCAAUGGAUGAAAGAUUACAUGACGAUAUUGUGGAAUCAUUAUUACCGUAUAUGGAGCAUGAAGAGAAUCAUUUUAUAAUAAGUUCCGAUUUUUGUCAUUGGGGAUCUAGAUUUCAAUAUACUAGAUAUUUGAAUUCUAUUGACACCACCGUAGACACCCUAGAUAGAUAUAUGGUACUGCUUGGCGCAUUACAUAAACCGAAAGAGUUGGAAAUCUAUAAAUCAAUAGAAUUACUUGACAAAAUGGCGCUUGAUAUUGCCACUAAAGGAAGCUACACGGAGUGGAAUAACUAUAUUAAAGUUUCAGGAAAUACGAUAUGUGGACAGAAACCUAUAUCAAUCAUUCUUAGAUUGACAGAAAGGUAUAAGAAUAGUGGUGGUACUGUUGGUCAAGAUGUCUUCAAUUGGAUAGGAUAUUCUCAAUCAAAUCCAGUCAAGAGAAGUUCAGAAAGCAGUGUAUCUUACGCUUCUGGUUAUAUAAAGUUAUAG